Messenger RNA from Xenopus tropicalis (tropical clawed frog), 1571 nucleotides. It is a transcript of the gene trir, whose product is annotated as telomerase RNA component interacting RNase. The transcript is spliced from 3 exons. NCBI's taxonomy places the organism in Eukaryota, Metazoa, Chordata, Amphibia, Anura, Pipidae. The record is from RefSeq and is a predicted model, not a curated record. Bases 303 to 905 code for a protein of 200 amino acids. Gene Ontology annotation, molecular function: 5'-3' exonuclease activity; 3'-5' exonuclease activity.
UGAAAGACUCCGCCUCGACGCUUUGUAAUUGGUUGACGGAUUACCAAUCCGGCUCACCUAGUGGCCCAUUUCCACAGUCAGUCACACACUAUACCCGCCCUCAAUCGGGUUCUUCCUGCAAGGAAUAACUUGACGCCAUUUUGAAAAGCGUAAAACCAAAUUUCCCGCCAUAUUCUCUCACAGCCGCUGACGAUACUCUUGCAGGUGAUUGUGGGGCGUCCAUAUGGGACUGUAGGGCGAGUUUAUGCGGAGAGGCAGCUGCUGCAGUAGUACAGACGUGUUGGCCCCUUGUACUCCCCAAGAUGGCGGAGGCUCAGCGAGAGGUAACGGAGGGAGACAGUGAGGCUGAAGAGGAGGGGGAAGAGGCGGCGGAGGCACCGGCACAGAGAGAGACAAAGAAGGGGAUUCCUGCAGCCGGAAGGGAUAAAGCUGCCCCUGAGCGGCGGGACUCGGUAUCGCCCCAUCGGGACACUGCCCCCCAGCCCCCCAGCCCGGGCUCCAAGCGGCUUUCCCCACUCCCACUAACCGCAGCCUAUCGCGGCUCCUCGCCUACCCCUUUCCCAAGGCCCAGCCCAGCCAACUACCGGGAAGGAGCGCCCUUGUGCAGUUCCACAGCUUUCCCUUCUUACAGCGGGGCCCCGGCCGCACCACCAGCAGCGCAGCCUGCCCCAUCCCUGUCCAGCGGGGUCAACCUGUUCGCCAAUGAUGGCAGCUUCAUGGAGCUCUUUAAGAAGCAGAUGGAGGCCAAGGCGGGCGAGAGCAGCGGCGCGGCCAGUUCCGCAGGGGAGGAACCAAAGAACGUCGAGAAGAGCGCGGAGGCGGAGAAGCGGAAGCCCAUCAGCAUUUCUUCUGUCCCUUCCACCCCCAGGUGGGCAAGCGUAGAGGAGGGGCAAAGCUGGCCCUGAAGACGGGCAUUGUAACCAAGAAGCCAAAGAAUGAAGAAGAGGAGGUGGUAUCUAACAAAGGAGGGGCUUGGGCCCAAUACAUGGCAGAAGUGAAAAAGUACAAAGCCCACCAGUGCGGCGAUGACGACAAAACGCGCCCGCUGGUCAAAUAACAAAUCCGGGGGAGACUUGCAGGCUGCACAGCCCUUCAGGAGGCCCAGGAUGGCCGCUUUGGAGCCACUAUAACAACACACUAUCAUUUCCCCCACCCUCGCAACUUUGUUGCAGGCUUGUGGGCCCCUGGUCUUAAGGUUUCUGGCGGACCCCCGGCACCCCAGCUUGUCUCGCUUCCCCCACAUUAUGCAUUCUGGAUACAAAGACACUUUAUCAAAGUGAGAGAAAAGACUUUCCCCCCAAGUAACCUUAAAAUCACAGACCUUGUGAUUGAGAUUAUUCUCCUUCUGCCUUUGCCGUCAGUUAAGCGCCCCUGAAACCCACUGCCCCCCCGUCUGUUGCUGCUUUGCCUUGCAGCAUAGAUAUCAUCUGCGUUUAAUUUUAUUUUUUUGUAUUAUCCGUGCGUUGGGGGGGGGGCACGUAUUUUCGUUUUCCCUCUUUUAUUUUGUAAAAACGGCAGUGUUCCGAUAACUCAACCUGUAGAAUAAUGUGCUAUUAAACCAAUAUAACUUA